AUGUCAACCAUUCCAACCUCGGCCCUCCAGUCGGGGUCUCCGCCCAUCAUCCCGCUGCCGUUCAAUGCCAAACAGCCCGAGAAGGUAACGCUGUAUCCGCUAUCCAACUACACAUUCGGUGUCAAGGAGACACAGCCAGAGGAGGAUCCAUCUGUAAUUGCCCGCCUGAAGCGCCUAGAAGAGCACUUUAGUGAACAUGGCAUGCGCCGCACCUGUGAAGGCAUCCUGAUCGCCAACGCGUUCUUCAAGCUCCCUGGAGACUACCUGCGGCCGGAAGAUGACGAGGUGGAAGGGUUCAAAGCUCGGCUGGAUGAGAGGCUUGCGCCGGUAGGCCGAUUGGGCGAAGGCGAGGAGGCCGGUGACUGGGAGGUUGGCGAGUGUCUGGCGCAGUUUUGGAGACCAAACUUUGAGACCUUCAUGUAUCCGUUCAUCCCUGCGCACGUUACACGGCCCAAGGAGUGCAAGAAGUUUUACUUUAUUCAGCUACCCAAGAGCAAGGUGCUCAGCGUGCCCAAGAACAUGAAGCUUCUCGCCGUCCCCUUAUUCGAACUCUACGACAACACCGCUAGAUACGGACCGCAGCUGUCUGCCAUUCCACACCUUCUCAGCCGAUACAACUUUGAGUUCGUCGAUGAGAAUGGAGAUGUUGUUGCCGCAACCCCCGGCGCAGGUGCCCCCGACGGAUAUGUGCCCAAGCCCAAGGUCUUGGCUGGCGACGAUACGGAUAUGGUUGAGGAAAAUGGGACACAUUAA
This is a messenger RNA of Trichoderma breve, 753 nucleotides long. Its product is annotated as nucleotide hydrolase domain-containing protein. Gene Ontology annotation, cellular component: mRNA cleavage factor complex. Bases 1 to 753 code for a protein of 250 amino acids. Gene Ontology annotation, molecular function: mRNA binding. The transcript is spliced from 3 exons. The record is from RefSeq and is a predicted model, not a curated record. NCBI's taxonomy places the organism in Eukaryota, Fungi, Ascomycota, Sordariomycetes, Hypocreales, Hypocreaceae.